Messenger RNA from Hippocampus comes (tiger tail seahorse), 1332 nucleotides. It is a transcript of the gene p2ry13, whose product is annotated as purinergic receptor P2Y13. Gene Ontology annotation, cellular component: membrane. The coding region runs from base 27 to 1238 and encodes 403 amino acids. Gene Ontology annotation, biological process: G protein-coupled receptor signaling pathway; negative regulation of adenylate cyclase activity. Gene Ontology annotation, molecular function: G protein-coupled purinergic nucleotide receptor activity. The record is from RefSeq and is a predicted model, not a curated record. The transcript has 4 exons. NCBI's taxonomy places the organism in Eukaryota, Metazoa, Chordata, Actinopteri, Syngnathiformes, Syngnathidae.
UCCUUUGUUUGGCUAACUUCCUGCAGAUGAGAGCAGAGACAGCAGAAUCGGAUAUUUCACUACUUCCUUCUUCUGAAAUAUUGCGGGUUUUUUUUUUUUUUUUUUUUGGUUACUCACAUCACCGCCUGGUAUUCUUCUUAUCUUCUUAUUCUUCUUCCCAUGCCGCACAGUCACAUAACCCAGAAGGACACGGAAAAAAGAAAAUGAACGACUCGCUAGCCAAUACCUCCAUCAAGUGUGUCCGGGAUAUCAGCGUGACCUCGGUCGUGUUCCCCGGCCUGUACAGCAUCCUCUUCAUACUCGCCCUGCUGCUCAAUUCAAUGGCAGCAUGGAUCUUCUUCAGCAUCCCCAGCAAGUCCACAUUCAUGGUCUUUCUGAAGAAUGUGGUGGUGGCUGAUUUGUUAAUGACCUUGACCAUCCCCCUGAGGGUCUUAAGCGACGCCGACGUGGGUGGGGGUCCUCUGCGGGCCUUCCAUUGCCGUUACUCAGCCGUUCUCUUCUACAUCACCAUGUACAUCAGCAUCAUCUUGCUCGGCCUCAUCAGUCUGGACCGCUACCUGAAGAUAGUCAGGCCCUUUGGCAAGGGCGCCCUGCAGCGGGUCUGGGUGGGCCAGGCGCUGAGUGUCACUGUGUGGGUGGUCAUGUUGUCUUUAGCGCUGCCCAAUGUGAUUCUAAGUGACCAACCGCCAAAGUACUCUAGCGGACGCAUCAAGUGUACCUCGAUGAAGAGCCAGGCCGGCUUGAAUUGGCAUGAAGGAUUCAACUACUUCUGUCAGGUGAUCUUCUGGGGAACAUUGGCCCUGAUGGUGUUCUGCUACACAUUCAUUAGCAAGAAAGUGUAUGAAUCAUACAAAGCCUCAAAAAGCAGCUCUGGGGCAGCCACCCGCAAAACCAAAGCCAAAGUCUUCGUGGUGGUUGCCGUCUUCUUUAUCUGCUUCGCCCCCUUCCACUUUGCCCGCGUUCCCUACACUCUGACGCAGACCCGCAAUGCCAUCACUCAGUGCCGGGCGAAGAACGGCCUCUUCAUUGCCAAAGAGACCACGCUGUGGCUGUCGGCCACCAAUGUGUGUCUUGACCCGCUCAUUUACGUGUUCCUGUGCAGUGUGUUUCGGAAGCGACUCACGGCCACGCUCAGAAGAAAGCCUCUCCACCAUGGAGACUCCCCCACUGCCACGUCCACACAGCUGGAUAUGUCGCAAAUGCCAAACAAAGUGGUGAAAAAUGAUCCAGCAAAAUAACACAAUGGACCUAUCUAACAUGACCAAUAUGUACAUAUGUCUAAUAUUUUGUAGUUAAUUAGAGAAAAACUGCUUUGAAAAUGGCGGGGAACUU